ACUCGUAGUUGCAGAGAUUUUCAAAAAUGGUGAAGCUCGCAACAGCCAGAGAGCUCCGAUUAUACGGUCCAUGGCUUUCCCGUAAUAAAUUGGAGUACAUAAAUGCCGGCAUCUAUGUCUUUGCUUCGAUUCUCCUGCUCGCUGGAUUUGUAUCUCAGCUCUCCCCCAUGGAUGCCAAGUCAGGCCUCGUUGUUCUCCUCAUAGCUUUAAUGUUAUUUACCCUAGUCAAUUUUCAUGAUCUGUUCGCGCAUUUCGCCGGCAUCGAUUAUCGCUUGUCGGUGGUGGGCUUCGAUGCGCAGCUCGCGCUCGUAGAGUUCGCAGUCCCUAUCGUUCACGCUUUGGGAUCGAUCCUUACAUUCGUAGCCAUUCUUCUCAUCUUCAUUCAGGAAGAGAAAGGGUUUGGUUAUUACAGAUGGGAGAAGCAUUCUUUAAGUAUGCUUGUUGCAGGCCCUGCUUUAUGGCUCAUAGGUUCAAUACAUAACUUAUGCCAGAUUUACGAGAGAGCUGACGGUCAUGUUCAGAUUUUACAAGUUAGUACUCAAAUUCCAUUCUUGAUGGGAAGUCUCCUGUUCAUGGUGGGCUCAAUUCUAAACUUACAUGACCGAACAGGGAAAAUCCAUCAUGGCUUGAUGUUACUGGGGAAGAACUGGGUUUGGAUGGGGAUACUUGGGUGCUUGCUUUUCUUGUUAGGGGGACUUGUGAAUCUGGUGAAAGUGUUUAAGAUGCAGCAACCAGGUGGGAUGAGGCUAGAGAAGUUGCGAGGUGGGGGACAAGAGAGACUCAUCCAGGAGAGGGAAGGUCUGGUUCCUCUCAUUUUGGAAGAGCAUAGGAAGAAGAAAAAGCAGAGCGAUGAAGAACAACAACCAAUUAUAGUUCCUACUCCUACUCCUACUCCUACUCCUACUCCUUACAAGGAUGUUCUAGUUAGUGGUGGUAAGUAAGGCUUGAAAGCAUAU
This is a messenger RNA of Telopea speciosissima, 956 nucleotides long. RefSeq lists its product as uncharacterized. The coding region runs from base 27 to 941 and encodes 304 amino acids. Lineage: Eukaryota; Viridiplantae; Streptophyta; Magnoliopsida; Proteales; Proteaceae. The record is from RefSeq and is a predicted model, not a curated record. The transcript has 6 exons.